UAUGUAUGUAUGUAUGUAAGUAUAUAUAUAUAUAUACACACACGGACACAGCAAUAUACGCAGCUAAUUUCGCAAACACUCACGCCGGAAAAUCCGAUUCUAAUCGCCGGUGAUUUGUUCUUCGCGGUGGAGCUUUACUUCAGCUGCUCAGAUUUUGAAUUUUGCUUUACUGAUUCCUCUGCGAAUCUCGGAGAGAAGAUUUAUAGCAAACACCGAGAUGCAAUUUGCUGAUUGAAAGAGUUUGGCAUGAGAACAUAUAGAAAUAAUAUCUGUCUAUGAGAGAAGCUAAGCCAUGGAGGAAUCUAUUGAAGAAAAGACGUAUCCAUUUUGAUUGGGGACUUUGCAGAUUCAAAAUGAAACCUUUCAUGGGAGUCAUUUGUACGAUAAUGUUAUACAUUGUAUAUAGAACAACCAAUUAUCAAUAUUUGCAGACUGAGCUGGACUCAAAGUUAUUUCGUUUCUACACAUCAAAGGAAUCUGUGUCAGCUUCCACAAGCUUGAAGGGUUUACCACGUGGUAUUAUUGAAGCAAAAUCUGACUUGGAAUUAAAACCGUUAUGGUCGACAAGUAGUUCAAAGUUGAAGGCUAAUAUAUCCACUCCGCAUAACUUGCUGGCAAUUCCAGUGGGUCUGAAACAGAAGCGUAAUGUUAAUACUAUUGUUCAAAAGUUUCUUCGAGCAAAUUUUACGAUUAUUUUGUUCCACUAUGAUGGGAGGUUGGAUGGUUGGCGAGAUCUUGAGUGGAGCAACAAAGCCAUACAUGUUGUAGCUCAGAACCAAACAAAGUGGUGGUUUGCAAAACGAUUUCUGCAUCCAGCUGCUGUUUCCAUUUAUGAUUAUAUAUUUCUCUGGGAUGAAGACCUCGGAGUGCAGCAUUUCAAUCCUAGAAGAUACUUGGAUAUUGUUAAAGCGGAAGGAUUAGAGAUAUCUCAGCCAGCUUUGGAUCCGAAUUCAACUGGUAUACAUCAUAGGAUCACAGUACGGAAGAGAACAAACAAGUUUCAUAGAAGAGUGUAUGACAGCAGAGGCAGUGUGAAAUGUUCAGAUGCCAGUGAUGGACCACCAUGUGCGGGAUUUGUGGAAGGAAUGGCUCCAGUUUUCUCCAGGGCUGCAUGGCAUUGUGCUUGGCAUCUUAUUCAGAAUGACCUUGUUCAUGGAUGGGGAAUGGAUAUAAAACUAGGGUAUUGUGCACAGGGGGAUCGGUCCAAGAAGGUGGGAAUUGUUGAUAGCGAAUACGUUGUUCAUCAGGGAAUACAAUCGUUAGGUGGACCAUCUGCUAAAAAGAUUCCAAACGAUUCAGAUUUGACAAAGACGCAUGCCGUUGAUACGCGAGCAGAGAUUAGGAGGCAAUCAACAAUGGAGCUGAAAAUGUUCAAACAGCGGUGGGAAAAAGCGGCAAAAGAGGACAGAAACUGGGUGGAUCCGUUCUUCAGAAGAAAACGACGAUACAAGCAAAGACCGAUCGGAAGUGUUGACUCGUGAGUUUUUUUGACCAUACCAUUUUAUUUAGCUUAUUAUAGAUUAGUUGAGUAUAAUGACUGCUUAUAAAAGCUCUGUGCAAUGCACCUUGUAAUUUAGUUUGUCUCCGAGGCCCAUUUGACCUUGUUCAUAUCUCCAUUUCUUAUAAAUCAUUUAUUAGAUCACAAUUCAUUAUCGCA
This is a messenger RNA of Cynara cardunculus var. scolymus (artichoke), 1657 nucleotides long. RefSeq lists its product as uncharacterized. The coding region runs from base 276 to 1481 and encodes 401 amino acids. The record is from RefSeq and is a predicted model, not a curated record. Lineage: Eukaryota; Viridiplantae; Streptophyta; Magnoliopsida; Asterales; Asteraceae. The transcript is spliced from 17 exons.